ACAGACAACAACAUUUUCAUUUUAAAGCAGUAAAUAUCUACGGUCUCGAAGUCUGGUAAAGAGGGAUCAACUUUUGUAUUGAUAUGAACGUGUGAUCUGUUCCGAGGAAGGAAGGAGACAAAGGGUUGAAGCAUUUUUUGCAGGAGAGAAAAAAUGAAGAAAGUUGUCUCAGAUCAGAGCUUGUGCAUUGAGAGUGAGGGGGAGGUAGAAGACAAUGAAAAGAAGGCCUUUGAGAGAAUUGAAGAUGAUGGGAAAGACUCAGUUUCUUCAUGGUCAUCCGCAGAGCUUAAUUCAAACCAGGCCGGACCUGGCUCUUACACCAACAAUUGGCCUCAGAGUUACAGGCAGUCGAUUGAUCUCUAUUCGAGCGUGCAGUCUGGCAUUGGGAUUCUGGGGACGCCGACUCUGUCCAGAUUAGGGAGCUCGUUCUUGUCCUCAUCCCUCAUCCAUAGACGCUCUCCAGAGGCACAAUCUUCUUCUCUUUCCAAGCCGCUCUUACCAGAACCAGGUCUAACGGAGGAGAAGCAGCAAAGGCAGCACAGGGGGAGCUCCCACUAUCUCGCUCCUCCUCUUUCAUCCCGUGCUUCCAUCAGGAAAGACUCCAGUGUUGCACAUGAGCUUCCCAUCUCUAGUGACUGCUCAUUCGGGCAAGCCACUUUAAAUGGGAUGAAUGUGCUAUGCGGAGUCGGAAUCCUCUCAACUCCAUAUGCCGCCAAAGAAGGGGGAUGGUUCGGAGUUUCCAUUUUGAUAUUCUUUGGGUUGCUCUCCUUCUACACAGGCAUACUUCUUCGUCGUUGCUUGGACAGUAAACCCAGCCUCCAGACUUAUCCCGACAUAGGGCAGGCUGCUUUCGGUACCUUUGGACGAGUUGCUAUCUCGGUGAUACUGUACAUCGAACUAUAUGCCUCUUGUGUUGAACACAUUAUCUUGGAGAGUGAUACCCUGUCAUCACUGUUCCCGAACGCUCAAGUAAAUUUUUAUGGACUUUCGUUGGAUUCCCAUCAUGUAUUCGCACUAAUGACCACCCUCGUCAUUCUCCCUACGGUUUGGCUCCGAGAUCUUAGCCUUCUCAGUUAUCUUUCCGCGGGAGGAGUUAUAGCAUCAUUCGUGGUUGUCAUGUGCCUAUUUUGGGUCGGUAUGAUUGACCAAGUCGGUUUCCAUAGCGAACGGACAGUGGCUCUCAACCUUGGGACUCUUCCGGUUGCUAUUGGACUAUACGGCUUUUGCUUCUCAGGACACGCUGUGUUCCCAAACAUCUACACUUCAAUGGCAAAACCGAGUCAGUUUCCAUUAGUCCUACUAGCAAGUUUUGGUAUUUGCACUCUUUUAUACCUUGGAUCCGCAGUUAUGGGAUAUCUGAUGUUCGCCGACUCAACCAAGUCUCAAUAUACUCUCAACAUGCCACAAUCGUUGAUGGCUACAAAGAUUGCUGUCUGGACCACGAUCGUGAACCCAUUAACUAAGUAUGCAUUGACCAUGUCUCCCGUAGCGCUGAGUUUGGAGGAACUGCUGCCAUCAAAUCACAAUUCCCGCGUUUAUGCCAUCUGCAUUAGAACCAUGCUCGUGAUAUCUUCCUUGGUUGUGGGCCUCGUGGUUCCAUUUUUCGGCCUGGUGAUGUCAUUGAUUGGAUCUCUGCUGACAAUGCUCAUUACUUUUAUACUUCCUUGUGCCUGCUUCCUGAGCAUCCUGAGGGGGAAAGUAACCUAUUCACAGGGAGCACUUUGCGGCAUUAUAAUCAUCAUUGGGGUUACAUCGUCGGCCUUCGGCACGUAUACAGCUCUGUCGAAGAUUAUCGAGAGCUUGAGAAGCUGAGAAGCCGGGAAACAUGUCUGUCUCUCACAAUUUUGCUCUAGGAUUGCUCUGCUAUUGGUACCUUAUCAAUUUGAAAGGGAAUUGACCAUUUAUUUCCCCGGAAAAGAGGGAGAUGUUUAAGGUGUAAAGAGUUUUUUUUUUUUUUU
Molecule: messenger RNA, 1958 nt
Organism: Punica granatum (pomegranate)
Lineage: Eukaryota; Viridiplantae; Streptophyta; Magnoliopsida; Myrtales; Lythraceae
Source: RefSeq, a predicted model, not a curated record